Messenger RNA from Hyposmocoma kahamanoa, 1674 nucleotides. RefSeq names its product V-type proton ATPase subunit d (gene VhaAC39-1). NCBI's taxonomy places the organism in Eukaryota, Metazoa, Arthropoda, Insecta, Lepidoptera, Cosmopterigidae. The transcript is spliced from 4 exons. Gene Ontology annotation, molecular function: proton-transporting ATPase activity, rotational mechanism. Bases 39 to 1085 code for a protein of 348 amino acids. The record is from RefSeq and is a predicted model, not a curated record. Gene Ontology annotation, biological process: vacuolar transport; vacuolar acidification; proton transmembrane transport. Gene Ontology annotation, cellular component: early endosome; plasma membrane proton-transporting V-type ATPase complex; lysosomal membrane.
UGAAUCCAAUAAAAAAGGACGGAGAGAAGAUCUAUAAAAUGAAGGGUUGCAUUUUUAACAUUGACGCUGGUUAUUUGGAGGGUUUGUGCCGUGGUUUCAAGUGUGGUAUUCUGAAGCAAUCAGAUUACUUGAACUUGGUGCAAUGCGAAACAUUGGAAGAUUUAAAACUUCACCUACAAGGUACCGAUUAUGGUACCUUCCUUGCCAAUGAACCAAGUCCACUCUCCGUCUCAACAAUCGAUGACAAGCUGCGCGAGAAACUUGUCAUUGAGUUUCAGCAUCUCAGGAACCACUCAGUCGAGCCUCUCUCCACAUUCCUGGAUUUCAUCACUUACAGUUACAUGAUUGACAACAUCAUCUUGUUGAUCACUGGCACUCUGCACCAGAGGCCAAUCUCUGAAUUGAUCCCCAAAUGUCAUCCUUUGGGAUCCUUUGAGCAAAUGGAAGCUAUUCAUGUGGCUGCUACACCUGCUGAGUUGUACAAUGCUGUCCUUGUAGAUACUCCUCUCGCUCCAUUUUUUGUGGACUGCAUCAGCGAGCAGGACUUGGAUGAAAUGAACAUUGAGAUCAUUCGUAACACCCUCUAUAAGGCAUACUUGGAAGCCUUCUAUGACUUCUGCAAGAAAAUUGGGGGCUCCACUGCUGAUGUCAUGUGUGAAAUUCUUGCUUUUGAAGCUGACCGUCGUGCCACCAUUAUAACCAUCAAUGCUUUUGGUACCGAGCUAUCCAAGGAUGACCGUGCCAAGCUCUAUCCUCGCUGUGGUAAACUGAAUCCUGAUGGCCUGGCUGCCCUGGCAAGAGCUGAUGACUAUGAGCAGGUUAAGGCAGUUGCUGAGUAUUAUGCUGAGUAUUCUGCACUCUUUGAAGGAGCAGGCUCCGGUGUCGGAGACAAGACACUGGAAGACAAACUAUUUGAACACGAGGUGAACCUGAAUGUGAAUGCAUUCCUGCAACAAUUCCACUUUGGGGUGUUCUAUGCAUACCUCAAGCUUAAAGAGCAGGAGUGCCGAAACAUUGUGUGGAUCAGUGAAUGCGUCGCCCAGAAACAUCGUGCAAAAAUUGACAACUACAUUCCCAUUUUCUAAGAUACAUGUUAUGAAUUGCAUGACAUUCUUAGAAUUUAUUCAUAUACUUUAUGUUCUGUUCAUUAAAUGAAAGAAUCCGUGUACAAAGUACUUUUACCCAGGUUAAAAAAUCAGUUAAGUCGAAAAUUUGAACUAGACAAAUUGAGAUUAUUCUUCAGUUAAAUUCAUAAACAUCAGUAACUUACGCAUCUGAUUUAAGAUAUAAUUGCAGAUGCAAAGAAUAGUGUAUGGGAUGUUAUAAUGUAAUUUUUAAGGACAUUAAAUUGUUCCAUUAUAAUCAGUACUCUUAAUAAAAAUGUUUACUGUACAUAGCAUCAAGUUAUAUUUAUAGUAAAUUUCGUUUUCAUAUAGUUUCAAAAAGUUACUGUUUUGCCAUUUGUGGGAGUAGAUGGCUUUACACUAGUGUUAAAUACAUUUAUUUUUAUAUCAAAUAUGCCUCAUGUUCCCAACUUACAACUUUAAAGGCAUCUUGAUAACUACCAUUGUUAUUGAUAAUUACUAUUUAUAUUAAUGUAUGUAAGAGUAUUAUUUGAAUUACAAAUUGCUUUUUCUGUUUAAUUUGGUUAUGGAACUGGAAAAGUAUUUUGGA